Didymodactylos carnosus is the source of this 858-nucleotide messenger RNA. NCBI's taxonomy places the organism in Eukaryota, Metazoa, Rotifera, Eurotatoria, Philodinida, Philodinidae. The record is from the annotation of a GenBank genome assembly.
AUGAAUGUCAGCAUUACUUUGAGCGGUAUCACUGUCCACUUAAAGGAAGAUCACAACUUCCACUGGUUGUUCAGAGUUGGUCGAGUAUUCUGCGUAUUCGAUCAGCAAGAUUCGGGCAAUAUAUGCUUUGGCGUCGAGGCGCAAGAUGGAAAACAGUUUAUCAAAUAUGCUGGCGCAAAGCCAACAGAAUUCGAAGGAGAUCCUCGUGAUGCUGUUCAACGAUUGAAAGAGGCUGUUGAUGUUUAUGAAGAUCUCGUACAUGAGCAUUUGAUCGCAUUACGCUCUCAUUUUGCCGUGGAUGGCGGUGGUUACGCGCUCGUUUAUGAGUGGUUCAACGGUGAAUGCUUGCAUCCUCACUGGUCCUAUCCACCACCUGCAAAAUACACGGACUCUCGAUCCCCUUACUACCGCUUUAGACAACUAUCAAUCAAACUACGAUUAGAGGCACUAGAUCACAUUUAUUCAUUUCACAAAUAUACUGAAGCGAAACGUUACGUUGCAAUCGAUUUCUACGACGGCAGUAUUCUGUACAAUUUCGACACACAUACAACUAAAAUUUGUGAUAUUGACUUUUAUCAACGCCAACCCUGUACGAAUACCAACGGUUGGGGAUCACCUCGGUACAUAGCGCCUGAAGAACUAGACCCGACAACACAACUCGACGAAAGAACAAACGUAUUUCGGAUGGGCGCUAUUGCAUUUGGCCUGCUUGGUGGCGAACUCGAUCGAUCCCGAUCAAAGUGGGAAGGGGGAGAAGAACUCUAUCGCAUAGCGCUAAAAGCCGUCGACGACAAUCCAAUGCAACGUUACGCAUCUGUUAGGGAGUUCACAAACGAAUGGAAUCAGUAUACUACUUAA